AUGGCACCCAGCAGGAUACGCAAGGCGCUUGGAGCGGUGAAGGACCAGACGAGCAUCGGGCUAGCCAAGGUGGGCAGCAGCAACGCCAUCUCCGACCUGGAUGUGGCCAUCGUGAAGGCCACCCGGCACGAUGAGCAGCCGGCGGAGGAGAAGUACAUCCGGGAGAUCCUCAGCCUGACGUGCUACUCGCGGAUGUACAUCAGUUCCUGUGUCAGCUCCAUCUCUAAGCGCCUCACCAAGACCCGCAGCUGGGCGGUGGCGCUCAAAUCUCUCGUCCUCCUCCACCGCCUGCUCAUCGAGGGCGACCCCGCCUACGAGCAGGAGAUCUUCUUCGCCACCCGCAGGGGCACGCGGCUCCUGAAUUUGUCCGACUUCAGGGACACCUCCAGGACCGACUCGUGGGACUUCUCCGCCUUUGUGCGCACCUUCGCGCUCUACUUGGACGAGCACCUCGAGUUCCGCAUGCUGGGCCGCCGCGUCCGCCGCACUCGCAGCAUUGGCGGCGAUGACGAUGACGUCGAGGCCACGCCGUCGUCCGUGCGGUCCACUCCGGUCAGGGAGAUGAAGACGGACCGCAUAUUCAACCGGACCCAGCACCUGCAGCUGCUGCUCGAGAGAUUUAUCGCAUGCCGACCCACUGGUGAGCGAGCUCCCCGGGCAGCUUCAAGGAAGAACCAAAUUAAACCUGCUUCUGGCGUAUGACUUGCAGAGAGGCUACUUUCCGUGAUCUCCGAUUAUCUGACACUAUGUCUAUUCGUAGUCAUCUAUGAUCCCAUCGUCUCCUUUGAUCCGUGAGACUCUUCGCAGGUGCCGCGAAGAACAGCCGGAUAGUAGCGAUCGCGCUCUACCCCAUGGUGAAGGAGAGCUACCAGAUUUACUUCGACCUCAUAGAGAUCAUGGGCAUCUUGAUCGACCGGUUCAUGGAGCUCGAGGUCACCGACUGCGUCAAAGUCCAUGAAAUCUUCAGCCGCAUCUCAAAGCAGUUCGAGGAGCUCGACAAGUGUUACAAGUGGUGCAAGACGGUGGGGAUCGCUAGGUCCUCCGAGUACCCGGAUGUUGAGAAGAUUACCCCCAAGAAACUGGAGGUAAUGGAGGAGUUCAUACGGGACAAAUCGGCCUUGGCAAGCAGGAAGCUGAAGCAAGUUGACGAUGCAGCGGUAGAAACCAAGCCGGCGGAGGAAACCGACUACGACAUAAAUUCUAUCAAAGCGUUGCCGGCACCGGAGAGCGCCGGCGAGGUCGUCGUAGAACUGGUGGAGGUCGUCGUCGGUGGAGAGGAAGUGACUAAACCAGAGAAACCAGAGGAAGAGCCAGCCGACUUUUUGAAUCUUGGGGCGGAGGCGGUCAAACCAGAGGAGCACGGGGAUCAGCUGGCGCUCGCGUUGUUCGAUGGCGGCGCCACCGACGCCGCCGCCCCGCCGAAAUGGGAAGCUUUCACGUCCGAGGAGACGGCAGACUGGGAAACCGCCCUGGUGCAAUCGGCGAGCAGCCUCUCCACUCAAAAGGCGGCCCUCGGCGGGGGCUUCGAUCAGCUUUUGCUUGACGCCAUGUACCAGCACCAGCCACCAGCAGGGAAUGCGCUAGGAUUUACCGGCAGCGCGAGCAGCAUGGCGGUUCCCCAGGGGCAGCCUCUGCUGGCACUCCCAGCUCCGCUGGCUCCGACCGGGGCGCCGGCCGGCGGUGACCCCUUCGCGGCCUCUCUGGUGGUGGAGCCGCCGGCCUACGUGCGCAUCUCCGACAUGGAGAAGAAACAGCAUCUUCUUGUGGAGGAGCAGAUCAUGUGGCAGCAGUACGCCAAGGAAGGGAUGCGAGGGCAGCUUGAAUUGGCGAGGUUACAGCAGAAUCCCUACCCCAUGGGCGGCCACCAGCAAAGGUUUUGA
Molecule: messenger RNA, 1880 nt
Organism: Spirodela intermedia
Lineage: Eukaryota; Viridiplantae; Streptophyta; Magnoliopsida; Alismatales; Araceae
Source: the annotation of a GenBank genome assembly